This is a messenger RNA of Oppiella nova, 1098 nucleotides long. NCBI's taxonomy places the organism in Eukaryota, Metazoa, Arthropoda, Arachnida, Sarcoptiformes, Oppiidae. The record is from the annotation of a GenBank genome assembly.
AUGUCAUUUCAUGUAAUUAACCCCAAACGGGAACGGGUGGUACUGUCGCACGCGUUUCGCAUGUGGCACACGAGCCAACUCCGCAAAUAUGACAUGGAUUUGCUGUGUAUGGGCUCAGCCCUGUUGAACGGAUUCAUUAUACCGGCCCAUCAAACACAGUUCACCAUUUCACACCGAUGUAACACUUACUGCAUUGACCGGGCAAUGCCGAGCACCGGUAUUUAUUUGGAUUCUGUGGCACCACAUAUGCACUCAACAGGCAGAAAAAUGGUUGUCCGACACGUGCGUCAUAACCGCGAGUUGGAGCACAUCCUGGAGCACCCGUACAUGGAUUACGACCAUACGGUCAAUAUUAAAUUCAAACGUCCUGUCCAUAUAUUACCCGGUGAUAUCAUAUCGAUUGAGUGCACGUACGAAACCAGUGGCCGGAACUGGACUACAAUGGCGUCUAUCUAUAAGAAAAAUGAGAUGUGUUUUGCCACCUUUUAUUACUACCCCUACGUUAGGGAUGUGCCGUCCGCUUGUCUUAAUAGACUGUCAUACGAGGCACUCUUGAACAUAUCUGGCCUCCAGGAGCUCGAAGGUUAUGAACAAAACUACCAAAACAUGAUAAUCCGACGACCAGUUCAAUACAACAACACAUUACUACCCGAUUAUAUCAGAGCCAAAAAGGAUUGGAUGUCAGCCGAAGAGAUCCAAAAUAUUAUACUAAACAGUGAUAACCGGAUGGAGUGUUAUAUAGUUCCGAGAACCGAUGUUCAAACAUCUCUCGAAGCAGACUAUGGCUCACUUUUGAUGGGUCUAUGGAAAGAAAGUUAUUGCGCAAAACUACAGACCACAUGGAAAGACCAGAAGUGUUCGUUGAUAUUGUAUUUAGUGAGCGAUCGCAACAGAAACAGCUCUAAACACGAGGACUUAAUCAACGAUAUCCUAUCGGUUUCGCAAAUACUGUUAAACUCCGCCAAGUUUUUACACAUCUUGAUCUGCCGUCUGAUAUGUCUGUCCAAAAGGUUGGGUCUAUUCUCCAACAACUGGUUGACAUCCCUGAAGGUGACCGCCUGUACGGUCAUCGUUAUACCUUUCUCAUUCCUAAUGUAA